This is a messenger RNA of Cavenderia fasciculata, 1098 nucleotides long. RefSeq lists its product as uncharacterized. The transcript has 3 exons. Bases 1 to 1098 code for a protein of 365 amino acids. The record is from RefSeq and is a predicted model, not a curated record. NCBI's taxonomy places the organism in Eukaryota, Evosea, Eumycetozoa, Acytosteliales, Cavenderiaceae.
AUGGACGUCAUUUUUCAAUUCCAAUCUAUCAUUCAAGCGUUUUUGGAACGUAUCAUCAAUCAUCAAGACCCUAUACAACCUCGUAUACUAUUUACUCUUUGUCAACAUUUUAAAAGUAUCAAAACAAAAUUCAACCCAAAUCAAGAUUUUAUUGAUCGAUUGUUUGAAAAAUCGUUAAAAUCAGAUCACCAUUAUACCUUUACAUCUGCAAAAACAUUGAUUAUACGACAACCAUUUCUAUUUAGUACAAGAUUAUCAGAUAGUAUUAUUGGGUUAUUACAUGGACCCGAUAUAAAUCAAGAUACUCUUGAUCUGGUAAUCCAUUAUUUCAUAAGGGUUGAAAAUAGAGCCAUUAAAAAAAAAAAUUUAAAUAUGAUCUCUCAACAAUUAUUGGCACCAGGAUUUAUCAACAAACAUAUGACGAAUCAAUUUAUCAAUGUUUAUUUGUUUGAUUGGAUAUGCCUUGGAACGGUUGGAAAAGGUGCAGUUAUUUAUCUUCCAGCAAUCAUAAAGACAAUCACAUCCUACCCAUUCUACUCCUCCAACCAAGAUCGACUUGUUAGAUUGUGUAACCUAUUCCCAGAGAAUAUACAUUUAUACAAUAAUGUUUUGGUUCCUCGGGCUAUUGGCUUGUACCGCCAGAGUGUCAAUGGCUCAACUCUCUUAUUGAGUAUAUUUUCAAUCUAUUGUCAAUACCACCACAACAAAUCAGAAACAACCAAUCAAUUAUUUGAACAAUUAUUCGAAUUAUUCCUCACGGUUGACGACACAGCUACGCCAGUUAAAAGUUUGAUUAAACAUGCAAAACAGGCAGGCAUUUCACUAAGCAUUGGACAAAAAAAACGAAUCAUUGAUUGGAUUAAAAGUGGAACCGCCCAAACCCAUCAACCCCUUCACCAAUAUAGUCAAAAACAAGCCCUUAGAAAAUACUCUAAACUCAUUUAUCAAUUGGCAUUAUUAGAUUGCGAUGAUGAUGAUAAUUUGGUAGACUAUUAUUUAGAAAUUUCAAUAUAUCAUGUCGAAAAAAUGUUGGACAAUAUUAAAGCCACAUUAAAAAAUGCAUCGAAUUACUUUAAAUUCAUUUUUAUUCUUGACUAA